This is a messenger RNA of Canis lupus familiaris (dog), 4759 nucleotides long. It is a transcript of the gene SLC25A32, whose product is annotated as solute carrier family 25 member 32. The record is from RefSeq and is a predicted model, not a curated record. Bases 177 to 1127 code for a protein of 316 amino acids. Gene Ontology annotation, molecular function: folic acid transmembrane transporter activity; FAD transmembrane transporter activity. Gene Ontology annotation, cellular component: mitochondrion; mitochondrial membrane. The transcript has 7 exons. Gene Ontology annotation, biological process: folate import into mitochondrion; nucleotide transport; mitochondrial transport. NCBI's taxonomy places the organism in Eukaryota, Metazoa, Chordata, Mammalia, Carnivora, Canidae.
CGCCCGCGCGGCGCCGCGGUCUCUCCGCUUGGUUACCGCGUCCUGGCGCUGGCCCCGGAAGUAGGGUCGCCCCGCACGGUUCCCGCUCCCGGGCGGCGACGGUCGCCACGGUGGCGGCCGCUGCAUCUCGUACCGCCUCCGCGGCCCUGGGCGUGGUAGCAGCGGGCCCUGGGACUAUGACGGGCCAGGGCCAGUCGGCGGCGUCAGGGUCGUCGGCGUGGAGCUCGAUAUUCCGCCACGUCCGGUACGAGAACCUGGUGGCGGGCGUGAGCGGCGGGGUGCUGUCCAACCUCGCGCUGCACCCGCUCGACCUCGUGAAGAUCCGCUUCGCCGUGAGUGACGGAUUGGAACUGAGACCAAAAUAUAAAGGAAUUCUGCAUUGCUUAACUACCAUUUGGAAACUUGAUGGACUGCGGGGACUUUACCAAGGAGUAACCCCAAAUGUGUGGGGUGCAGGUUUAUCCUGGGGACUCUACUUUUUCUUUUACAAUGCCAUCAAAUCAUAUAAGACAGAAGGAAGAACAGAACGUUUAGAGGCAACAGAAUACCUCAUCUCUGCUGCUGAAGCUGGAGCCAUGACCCUCUGCAUUACAAACCCAUUAUGGGUAACAAAAACUCGCCUUAUGUUACAGUAUAAUGGUGUUGUUAACUCCUCACAACGACAAUAUAAAGGAAUGUUUGAUACACUUCUGAAAAUAUAUAAGUAUGAAGGUGUGCGUGGAUUGUAUAAGGGAUUUAUUCCUGGACUAUUUGGAACAUCACAUGGUGCCCUUCAAUUUAUGGCGUAUGAAUUGUUGAAGUUGAAAUACAACCAACAUAUCAACAGAUUACCAGAAGCCCAGUUGAGCACAAUUGAAUAUAUAUCUGUUGCAGCACUAUCCAAAAUAUUUGCUGUAGCAGCAACGUACCCAUAUCAAGUUGUGAGAGCUCGUCUUCAGGAUCAACACAUGUUUUACGAGGGCGUAUUGGAUGUAAUCACAAAGACAUGGAGGAAAGAAGGCAUCGGUGGAUUUUACAAAGGAAUUGCUCCCAAUUUGAUUAGAGUGACACCAGCUUGCUGUAUUACUUUUGUGGUAUAUGAGAACGUCUCACAUUUUCUACUAGACCUUAGAGAAAAAAAAAAGUAAGCUAAAAGAAGUUAAUUCCAAUACAUCUGCUUAAGCAGCAACUCUUCCUUUGUGUCUGAGAUGUAAACAUCAGAAGAAGACAGCGCAGCAACAUGGCUCACAAUGAAAAUUGAUCUACAAUCAUUAGUAGUCAGAGAACUGCUAAGAACUUGCAAUGUUUUUCUGCUUUUUGCCUUCCCUGUAUGUGUGGGACUUGGCUACCUCUGCCAGAAAUGGCUCCCAUCAACACAAUAGUAAAACUGACAUCAAGUGGAGAGUUUCACAAAUUUCUGUACUUCACUCUUCAAGUAGGAGCUGAUAACAGCAUUUGCUAAAUGGAUUAGCUGAAUAUGCUGCUUUUUUCUAAACUCAUUUGCCUGGAUUGGGUUUAGAAUCAGUCUCGUGCAAAAUAGCAAGUAAUGGCUUCUGAAAAGAAUUUUAUCAUUGCUGUUUCAAGGAUAAAUUAAACUUUAAGGAUUUUCUGGGCAAAGUGUUGCUUAAAUCCAGACCAUUUUUGAAUUGGGAAAUUUUGGUGAGAAAAAAGCCCUAUAUAUAAAUGUGCUUUAGUUUCAAUUCAAUUGGAAUGUGCUCACUAGGGAAAUUUGAAAAGUGAUAUGCUUCUCUUAAUUUGAAAAGUAACUGAUAUUUGUUGUUAUUCUGCAAUUAAUCUUUUCCCCUGGGGGCUCUUCCAUAAUUUAAAAUAUAAUUGUGGAUUCAGUGACUAUUUUUUGACAUAGAUACUUAGUGUCUCUUAAACUUAUAAAAUCUGAAUUGGGAUCCAGCUGUAUCAGUCUUGGUUAACAUAUUUGGCUACAAUCACUAACUGGCUAUAAAUCAGUAAUAGAUCACUUCAUACAAAUACUGUAAUGAUUGGGAUCUGUUAGUUGAGAAACUGGGGGGAAAUGAGUAACUUCCUAAGUCAGCCAUCAGAUAUAUGGGUCCAGAUCUCAAAUAAAUGAUUAAUAUACAUUGGUUGCUCAUAUUCAGAUGGAAUUCUAUUAAUGGACGUUAUUGAUUUUUACUUGAGUCAUAUAAAUACCUAUAAAAGACUGCCCCAAAAGGACAUCAGAAUUAUAUUUUUAUUUAUCAUAAGCCUUUAUGAAUGCUGUUGCACUUCCAUCUGUCUGUUGUAAAUAAAAAACAUUGUGGUUUUCAAAACCAUUUUUAAAUGGUUCUUUGAAAAUAGGUCUAUUUUUUAUAUUUUGCAAAUGGCAUUUUAAAAAUAUGAAACAAGUAUCUAAUUGUAUUUAAUUUGUUGUAACAUGCACAGGAAUACUUUAUAAAUUAAAUGUGAUGUAUUUUUUCAUACUUCUGGAUUUACUAUAAUUCAUAUGAAAUCCUGAUGUUAGUCCCUAUAUGGAAGACUGGCUACAGCUGCUGUUUCGAGUUUUAGAGGUAGUGCCAUUGUUUGAAUGCCUCCUGUGUACCCCCAAAUUAAUAAAACAUAAUUCCUGUCUUCUAAGAGCAUACAAACUUGCAGAAUUAAAUAAAUAAGCAUUAAAGAGUAACAGUUCUAGACUAACAGGCAAGCAGAUUUCUACAAAGCUCUGUAAGAGUCCUGAGAAAAGAGAACUCAUUCCACUAAGUCAACAACAAAUUCUGAUGAGCUCUUGCUCUGUGCCAUCACUGAAGAUAGAGCAGGAAAUAAGCCAGACAACAUUCCUGCCCUCGGGGGAUUUUCAUUUUAGUGGGAGUGACAGAAAACAAAUUGUGCAUAAUACAUUCUCAGAUAUUAAAUGCUAUAAAUAGAACUAAAGCAGAAUUGGAAAUAGUGUUACUAUCUUAGGAUGCUUAGGAUCAGGAAAGAUCUCUUUGAAGAGGUAGUAUUUGAAACAUUUUGAAAGAAGUGAGGAACAAGCUGCAAUGAGAUAGAGGAAACACAUUCUAGGCAGAGAAUAUGAAGUACAAAGGCACUGAGGCCGGAAUUAAUUUAGAGGAGAUGGGUAAGGACAGAGUGGCCAGGGAGAGGAGGUUGGAGAAAUAGCCCUUUAGUAUGGUAGGAAAGAAUGCAGGAUUCACUUCAAAUUUCAGCUUUCCUGUUUACUGCCUGGCCUCCAGCCAAAUUUUCUCAUAUGUAAAAUGUCUUAGAUUUAUUCCUUUGUGGAUGAGGAUGCUUGGACAAGUGAUUAUUGAGGGAGUGCUCUUAGGAGCAUCUGUAACGGAGUUAAGAAAAUGGGAAGAAGUUUUAGAUGUUCACCUGCAGCCUGACCCUACAGGACACUCUGCAGUAUGAAUUGGACCACAGAGAUUGUCCUGCCCUGAGGUGAGUGGCUGGGUUACUGUAUUCUCACGUCAAGUGGUCACUGACCACCUGUUGUGGUUGGAAGGAGGGAAGGCUAGGUGGAGGUGACUGCUGUUAGCAGCUGGGUUAUGGGUGUACCAGCCUUGUAAAAAGGGAUUUGGUGGGUUACCAACAGCAUCUGCAAAUGAGGAUAUUAAAAGUAUGUAGUUCAUAAGACUGUUGAUGAGAUUAAAUGGAUCGAUCCAUCUAAAGUGCUUAGCACUGUCCCUGGGCCAGGUCUUACAGGCCAUGGUCAGGGGUUUAGAUUGCAGGAGAGAUCAUUCUAGUGAUUGUAUGAAGAAGCAGGAUACAACAGGGUUACUAGUUAGGAAGCUUCCACAGAUAUCUAAUCAAGAGCUGAUGGUAGCAUGGACCUGAUUGAUAGAGCUGGAGAUGGUUUAUAGCUUGGGGGGAACUAGAAGAGAGUUCAUGGAAGGGAAACUUGAAGCUUGGCCUUGAUGGUAGAGAUUUCAAAGGGAACCAUGAAAAAAAGCACAGGUGACAUGUCUUGAACAAUGUGUUGUCCAUGUGGUAAUGAAGAAAUAGAAGAGAAGGCUGAAAGAUUGGGACCAGAACAUGAGAAUGCUGAGUCUUACUAAAUGUAUUUGGGUUUUAUUUGAUGAGUAAAAGAGAAGUGAGAGUCAUUAACAGAACCGAGAGACACGGUUACAUCUUGGGGGUGGGUGACGGAAGCAGACCAAUCAGAUAAGGCGAGCAAACUCAAAGGGACGGGGUUAUCAACUGUGUAAAUAUUUCAGUAAGAUGAAGAUGGAUGUCACUGAUAAGUUUAAGCAGAUUCAAAUUCUAGAGGCCAAAGACAGAUUGCAAGCAGCUAAGCAGGUGGGGCAAACGACAAGUAUUCAUUUCAGUCUAGGCUCUUCUUGGAUUUCAGCAGAUAAAGGAAAGGCAGAGAGAGAACUUUAGCUUGAAAAAAAGUACUAGGAUCUGGGAAGGGGUGCAAGUUGGGGAGGCUGUCCGAGGGAAAACCAGAACACGAUUGUAAAAAUGCUCAAAGAUUAAGAUCUAGGCCAAAACAAAACUUGCCGGAGCUUAGCCUCAGAACAUAUGUAUGGUAUAACGUGAACCAAAAUGAUGUUGAGUACCAUGCCUUGUGAAAAGAAGGUUAUUCUGUUUCAGUAUGUGCUUUUGUCCCAAGGGAGUUUUAAAAAGCCAUGUUGUUUAAAGGCCAUACUAGAAAAGGAUUAGUGACUAAAAAGUAUGAGUCCAGGAGUCCUCAGAGUAAGGUCUCUCUUUUAAAUAUGGACAGGUUACUGAACAAAAAACCUCCAGACAGAGUAUUAUUACCACUUUAAUAACAAGGCCUCUUUAGUGAUUGUAAAAUUACAGAAAUAAAAUACCUUGAAAUGAUUUA